AUGAGGGAGGUCAUGGAUGAUGCACUCCAACGAUUAUAUUGGGCUUGCCGGCGAAAGGCAAGCUUCCCAGGAGAUGUUCCUGAUGAGUCAACUGGCGUGGUUACCACGGAUGCCAUUCUCAGAGGCCUUCACUUGUCGGGACCGACACUCGACGGCCCCAAACAACCAGACCGACCCGGAGGAAGUCAUGAACACGACAGCCGAGGUCACCAAACGAUAACACCUCCAGCCGAACCAGAUUCUAUUCGUAGCGAUUCUGCCACCUCAAUCUCGCAAUCGUCCUUAGCCAGUCCAUCAAAGUACAGUCAACGACCCCUGGCUAGCCCCUUCCUACCUUCACCGUCGCCGAGCGAACUGAACUUCAGUCUCAAUACAGACAUGCCUCCUUCAACGCAUCGGCGUGUAGGCCUAUCCACACAAUUGCUAGGCUCCAACCAGACACAGACAUUCCAACUCACGGCAAUCAUGGCGUCGAUCCAUACCUAG
Molecule: messenger RNA, 486 nt
Organism: Exophiala xenobiotica
Lineage: Eukaryota; Fungi; Ascomycota; Eurotiomycetes; Chaetothyriales; Herpotrichiellaceae
Exons: 2
Coding region: 1-486 (161 amino acids)
Source: RefSeq, a predicted model, not a curated record